AUCAAGAUUCAGGAAGUUGGAACUUAGAAGUUAGAAGAGCUAUUUACAUUUCACGAGCAAUAUAGUAAUAUACUAAAUAUUUUAAUUGUAAACUCAUUAAGUUAUUAUUUAUUAGUUUAAAUAUAAUCAAUUAUGUCGAAAGUAUACAAGACAGUGGUUGUGUUUGCCGACCGACUAGUUCCAAGUAAACUACGUCCGCUUUGGGAACACGAAGCUGGUCCGAAAACAAUAUUCUUCUGGGCCCCAGCUUUUAAAUGGGGCUUGGUGUUGGCUGGUUUGGGUGAUUUGCAACGUCCCGUCGAGACCUUAUCCAUUCCACAAUCUGCAUCACUUGCUGCCACGGGUAUCAUUUGGUCACGAUACUCACUUGUCAUAAUACCAAAAAAUUAUAGUUUAUUUGCUGUUAAUGUGUUUGUAGCCAUGACUAGCCUGUAUCAGAUUGGCAGAGCUUUCAAACACCAACAAUCAUUAGAAGCUAAAGCUAGUAAAUGAUGUAAUCAUAAAAACAGGGUUAUCAUAUAUUAUAAUAAUUGUCAUAAAAAGGAAUGUUUAAACACUGGUAUUGAAAAGUCUACAGAAUGGAUACUAUUAAGACAGUAUGAUAAAAUAUCAAUUAAAUGUAUGAAUAAAUUUUACAGAAUUAACUUGCCUUUUUCAAUUCCAGUGUUAUGUGAUUCAGUUUUGCAUAAAACCAUUUCAUAUAAAUAGUAAUAGGGAUCAAUCUCAUGUGGUAUUAGGUAUUUAUCAUUAUAAUAAGCUCAAAUAUUUGAAAUCUGAUUAGAGUGCCAAUUAGUUGCAUUUCACUUCAUAGACAUAAGUAGAUAUUUCUUAGCUCUUAAGAUAGCAGGGCUCGAAACAAUUUACAUUGUGUGUCCAUCUGUGAUAAUUGUAGAUACAUUAUGAUGAAAUAAGAAGCAUCUUCUUUUUAAUGUUAUGCGCUAUAAUGCAUUGUAUCAACAUUUGAUUGUUAUAAGGUUAAAGUAUUUUAAAAGUUGACUAUUUUUGUAAAACGUUUUAUUUGUUAAUAGAAAUAUAUAUUUCUCUAUUUCAA
This is a messenger RNA of Pieris napi, 1051 nucleotides long. RefSeq names its product mitochondrial pyruvate carrier 2-like. Gene Ontology annotation, biological process: pyruvate import into mitochondria. Lineage: Eukaryota; Metazoa; Arthropoda; Insecta; Lepidoptera; Pieridae. The transcript is spliced from 3 exons. Bases 133 to 492 code for a protein of 119 amino acids. The record is from RefSeq and is a predicted model, not a curated record. Gene Ontology annotation, molecular function: pyruvate transmembrane transporter activity. Gene Ontology annotation, cellular component: mitochondrial inner membrane.